This is a messenger RNA of Paralichthys olivaceus (Japanese flounder), 3099 nucleotides long. Its product is annotated as F-box only protein 40-like. NCBI's taxonomy places the organism in Eukaryota, Metazoa, Chordata, Actinopteri, Pleuronectiformes, Paralichthyidae. Gene Ontology annotation, cellular component: cytoplasm. The record is from RefSeq and is a predicted model, not a curated record. Gene Ontology annotation, molecular function: zinc ion binding; ubiquitin protein ligase activity; protein binding.
ACCAGACGGAGUGCAUGGAACAUGUUUCUCUCCGGGUCGUGCAGUGGUCAGACGUCUACAGACUAGAUAAAGGGGAACAAGAGGAUCUAAAAGGAUGAGUCAUCGCUCUCGAGCGUCCAGGGUGCAGCAGCAUGUCCACUGUGACUCCUGCUACAGCCGGCGCUGCAGGGCCCGGGUGGAGGUCUCUGUGUGCUGUGCAGUCAUCCCCUGCCGCCUGCACUGUGGAGCUCUCUUCCACCUGUGCAAAGAGGAGGAUCACCUGCUGCUCUGCCCUAAUGUGAGGGUGCCGUGCCUCAAUGCGGGGUACGGCUGCCCGGUCCAGCUGCCCCGCUCCUCGCAGGCCGCUCACCUCCAGGUGUGUCCGGCCAGCGUGGUGUGCUGCUCCAUGGAGUGGAACCGCUGGCCAGCCCACGAUGCUCACUCCUACCCCAGCCCAGAGCUGCACGAAAACCUGCUCAGAGAAAAGGAGCAGGAAGGAUGUCUGGACCUGGCCAUGGCCCUGAAAGACCAGGACCGCCUGUUUCACUCCAUGAAGAUGGAGAAACUGUUCCCUGAGCUCAUCCAGAGUGUAGAGGAGGAGGAAAAAGAAGAAGAAAGAAGGGAGAAGGAGAGGAGGAGGGAGAGGCAGAGACAGAAAAAAGCUUCCUUGGAGAAGGAGGCAGCAGAAAGGGAGGCCAGUGCUCAAACUUGGGAGUCUUUUGUCACGCUUAACAUCCAAGACAAGGAUCAAGAUGAAGAAGAUGAAGAAGAAGAAGUUGAGGUUGAAAAUGAUCCGUUGUUGAGUCAGGAGGAGAGAGAGGCCAUUGCCAGGGCCCCAGGUAUUGAUGCUAAUGACUUAGAAAACUACAAUGUCUGGGAGCGCAUGUUCAGUAAGGAGAUGGGCGGCUGCAGGGAGGCUGGAGAGGCGUCUGUGGGAGGCAGAGGCCAGGGACCAACUAAAGGGAAAAACAAAGGCCUGGGUGCUCUGAUUGAGGAAGAUGCAACAGAUGUGUGUGUGGGUGCAACAGCAUCAAACACCUGCAAACAGGUGAGCAGGGCAGGCACUGCUCGCUCCACAGCCUCCUCCUCCAGCGGCACACUGAGGAAGGAGAAAUUUGUGUAUGAAUGUGUGGAGCCCAUGAAGAUUAUCACUGUGCGCACAUUUAAAAUCCCAACCAGCUUCUCUGCCAAGCAGAGCCGCAUCCGCAACCCUGGUUUCUACAGGAGGGAGAGUCAGGCCGUGGACACCAGUGACCUGGGGGUGACGUUAAAGGAGAUGCCUGUGUGGGAGGAAAUUCAGGCCUCUCUGCUGUGCUCCCUGGAGAAGGAGCAGAGGGGUCACCUCAUCGCAGAGAGCACGUGCACAGACGCUCUGCUGCAAGACGAAGGCACUCAGACCUACAACUUCCUGUCAGCUCCCUUUCGGAGGAACACGUCGCUGGCCGAUCUGAUUGCUGGGAAACCGCUGGAGCUGCACCUUCAGCUGCAGGUGGAGAGCGUUACCAGCCGACACCACAAGGCCAGCUCCACCUUCACCUUCCUCUGCGGACAAACCUUUCAGCGCAGAGAAUAUGGCAAACAUUAUAGGAAUAUCCACAGUGACAUCCAGAUGGGUGUGAAUGGAUGGUUCGAGCAGAGGUGCCCCCUCGCGUACUUGGGCUGCACCUACAGCCAGAGGAGGUUCCAGCCGUCCACACAUGAAGCCAGCGUCACCUACAAUGAGAGUCUGGGCUGCUUUAGCCUGCACGCCACCAACCCUGUCUCUCAAGCUGACACUUCCCACACUUCUGCCGUCUCCUUACCCUCUCCUGGAGGGAGAGGAGGUCAUGCAGGAGGAGGAGAGGCAUCUCUGAACUUGCUGCCCUACGAGGUGCUUUGCCACAUGGUCACUUUCCUGGACAGUCUGUCCCUGUCUCAGCUGGCUCUGGUGUCGCAGCUCAUGAGGCAGGUGUGCUCCUCUCUGCUGCAGGACAGAGGGAUGGUCACCCUUCGCUGGGAGAGAACCAGUGACUCACAUGGAGGAGCCAGGUGGAGGGUGAAACAGAGGGUGUGGCAGUUCAGCACCUUGUUCUCUCCUGUGGACGCCUGGAGCUUCCGAGACGUGCCGUCCAUUUCGGAGCAUCUAAAGGUGUGUCCCUACUACAUGACGGAGUCCAGGACAGACAAGGUCCUCCUGCCACGUAUCAGAAAAGACGUCCAAACCAAUGCGAGCUGCAAAGGUCCCACUCUGGUCGACUUGUUCCAGCACAAGAGGAUCAUGAUGUAGAGCGACAUUCGACCGUAUGCGAUCUGUUCAUUUAUAAAAGACAUGUAGCCGGCUACACCAAGGCAUCAUGACCUGCCUGGCUUAGGUCAUAUCAGAGUCCCUCUUGUUUUGUCUCCUCAUGUCCACUGUCAAUUAGAAAUAAAAGAUCAAGAUCAAACUUGAUUGACAGUGAUGUUAUUUUGGACAUUAUCCAGAGUUUUUACUAUGAGACUGGUCAGAGAAAGUCAUUUACGUUCUCACACAGACCCUCUGGCUCUGGACGAGGUUCACCAGAGUUAAGAGCAGAUCUGAAAGCAGCAACAAAGUGCUGCCUCCCUCUAUUGGCGACCCUUGGCGCUUUCUGUCAGGCCUGUUCUUCCAAACAUCAAUGCAUAGUUAGGUACAUGUUCACUCUGACCUGAUGUCCAGCGAGACAUCCACCAGAAACCUCCCGGGAAGAAAAGCAUCACAGUUAAAACCUGAAAACUAAAGUACCAAUACAUUAGGUCACCACACGGUACCACCAGGAGCGUGUCUGAUCAGGCUUAGGUUCAUCCUGUACUAGGAAACGGGCAGCCGAGACGAAGAAGUACUCUUCACUUACCUGUAUAUCUCAGUGCAUCAUGUUAUAUUUGUCAAUAUUCACAGCGGUUUUCCACAGUAGCUUGUUGUAAAAGUGCAAAUUUGCUGUGUUCUGAGUGUGAGCUCAGUCUGACUCAGUAUUUUCAGUAUGAGCAGUGGUGUAAGAGCACUAGACAUUAUUCAUUUUGUUUUGUUGUGUAAAGAUGUUAUCUUUGGUGUGUCCUGUUUGAGGCUAUGUUGUCUCUGCCUGGAUAAGACAACAAGCAGAGGAGCUGCGGCCUGAGGUAACGAUC